This is a messenger RNA of Formica exsecta, 3888 nucleotides long. RefSeq names its product oxysterol-binding protein 1 (gene Osbp). The coding region runs from base 413 to 2806 and encodes 797 amino acids. The record is from RefSeq and is a predicted model, not a curated record. Gene Ontology annotation, molecular function: sterol binding. Gene Ontology annotation, cellular component: cytosol; intracellular membrane-bounded organelle; membrane. Lineage: Eukaryota; Metazoa; Arthropoda; Insecta; Hymenoptera; Formicidae. The transcript has 12 exons.
AGCGGUAAUGAAGGUUAGGUAAGCUGUGUUGUUGGAGUAAAGGUAAAGAGAAGAAAGAACGUGUCCUGACUCAUCACGUUCUAGAGGGAAAGACGUUGGUAACAUAUCUAUAUCACCGGUAUCUCGCGUGUACCGUACGAGCGGAAUCCGUAUCACCUGACAGCAUUGCCGGUUGCGCGACGCGUUCGUCACCCACUUUGACUUCACAUCACUAUGUGAAUACGUAGCGUGUAGCACGAGCAGCACGCGGUGGAAAGGGGAGAUUCCCCUUCCACGAGGAAUAAUCAAAAUGGUGGCUUCGCACAACGCGGGUGAUGUGGUGUAAGGCAGACAUCGGCGGCUCGCAUCAUCGUGAUCGUUUCGGACAGACGCGAAAAGCGUGAGCGUUGAAUACGCUAUAUAGCCGGAUAACAUGGGCGACCCGAAGAGCCAGCACGGCGGGCAAGAGAUGAAAGGCUGGCUUUUCAAAUGGACGAACUACUUGAAAGGUUAUCAACGAAGAUGGUUCGUCCUGUCAAACGGCCUCCUGUCGUAUUACAGGGCUGAACCGACAGGGGGGCCAAAGAUAUCAACGCGACGCAAGCGGAGGACUGGCAGAGCCUCCGAAAAUCCCGCAGAGAUGUCCCACACCUGCCGCGGCACGAUUUCCUUACACGGGGCCUUAAUACAUACAGUGGACGCCUGUACUUUUGUCGUAAGCAACGGCGGCACGCAAACCUUCCACAUCAAGGCGUCGACCGAGGUGGAGAGACAGCAAUGGGUUACAGCCCUCGAGUUGGCAAAAGCCAAAGCUAUCCAAGCAAUGGAAUCUGAAGAGGAAGAGGAAUAUCAAGAUAACGACAAUCAAAACGUAGAAACUGCGUCUGUGAUUAAGGAUCUAACGCGACGAUUGGACGAUUUGCAAGCGUGCAACGACUUAAUAUUCAAGCAGGGAUCUGCACUUCAGCGAGCUUUAUCCGAUUUGGAAACGUUAGACCCUCCGUCCCCUGAAUUGGCGGCGAAAUUCAAGACCGUCAGCGAGCGAGCUACGCUUUUCCGGAUUGCGGCGAAUGCUAUGAUCAGUACGAGCAACGAUUACUUUCAACUAGCCCAGCAACAGGAGCCUAAAUGGAAGAAGCUGCUGCAGCAUGAACGCGACCAAAAGGUGCGGAUAGAGAAGAUGGUCGAACAGCUAGCUAGGCAACAUUCUCAUUUGGAGGAAGCAGCACAACACGCGAUUCCUUCAGCGACGCUUGCAGGAGGACACAGACCUUCACAUCCCGCAAUUACGACAUCACCGUCGGAGGAUGAGGAGGAUAAUGCUGAGUUUUAUGAUGCGCAAGAGUCAGAUACUUUCACUCUAAACAUAUCUGGAGUCGCCACGAGUAAUUCGAUCUCACACACGAGAGACCGCACCGAUUCUCAGGGUAGCGACGAUGGCUCCAGUUCAGAAGGGGAUCCAACACCUUUGCCUGUUUCCGAUUCCACUGGUGCAGAGUCGUUUCUCAUUGUGACCGAUUCUACAGCAGCGCAGACUCCCUCACCCGUCAAGACCACAGACGACCUGGACAAUAUUUGGCAAGCCAACAAUGGCGGUAGCGGCACCAGGGUGACCACUGUUUCCAAAAGGAAGCGAAGGAUUAAGGUACCUGAUAAACCAAAUUAUCCCUUGAAUCUAUGGAGUAUCAUGAAAAACUGUAUUGGCAAAGAUUUGUCAAAAAUUCCUAUGCCAGUUAAUUUCUCCGAACCACUUAGUAUGCUUCAACGGCUGACAGAAGACUAUGAAUACGCAGAUAUUCUUGAUAGGGCUGCGGAAUGUACAGAUAGCUAUGAACAGAUGGCUUAUGUAGCUGCGUUCACUAUAUCUAGUUACUCUACAACUGCUACUAGAACGGGAAAGCCUUUCAAUCCUCUUUUGGGUGAAACUUUUGAGUGUGAUCGUACAGAUGACCUUGGAUGGCGGGCAAUUUCAGAACAAGUAUCUCAUCAUCCGCCUAUGCUGGCUCAACAUUGCGAAGGAAAGAAAUGGCGAUGUUGGCAAGAGUUUACAAUGGCCUCCAAGUUUCGUGGAAAAUAUCUGCAGGUAAUUCCUUUGGGUACUGCCCAUUUGGAAUUCAACAAUGGGGAGCAACAUUAUACAUGGCGUAAAGUUACAACUACAGUACAUAAUAUUAUAGUUGGAAAAUUGUGGGUUGAUCAGAGCGGUGAUAUGGAUAUUGUAAAUCAUAAGGAAGGUAUCAAGUGCCAUUUGAAGUACAUACCGUACUCAUAUUUUUCGCGAGACAGUCAGCGUAAGGUGAAGGGAAUAGUAAUGAAUUCUAACAAGGAAGUCAAGUGGGUAGUACAAGGCACAUGGGAUUCGAAAAUAGAAAUUGCUCCAGUAAUCAGCUCGUCUGGUACACCUGAUAAUCCAGUCUACAAGACAGGUCCCUACAUAUUGGCGUGGAAACGACGUAUGCCUACUGAUGACUGUGAGAAAUAUUAUUCAUUCACGGAAUUAGCGUGUCAAUUAAACGAACCGGAAGAGGGUGUAGCUCCGACGGAUUCUCGGCUGAGGCCCGAUCAGCGAUUAAUGGAAGAUGGACGGUGGGACGAAGCUAAUGCCGAGAAAUUGCGUUUAGAAGAAAAACAAAGAGCGUCCAGACGAGCACGCGAGCACGAGGCCGAAAAAGCUACCACACAAGGUUUACCUUAUGAGGUGUACGAACCGUUGUGGUUCAAGAAGAAGCAGGAUCCAUACACAGAUAGCCGUUGUUACGUUUACAAUGGCGAAUAUUGGGAUUGUAAGAGUAGAGGUGAUUGGUCACGAUGUCCGAAUAUAUUUUAGUUAAUUAUAUAAAUUAUAUUCGAUUAUAUGAUACGAGAUUCGUCACACACGUAUAUGCAGUGCAAACAAGUUUUGGAUCAUUCAAGUGACGAUAGUCGAGUUUAUACAAGUCGCGACCGCUUGUGGUGAAGACUUGAAUGCUUAUAAAAUAACGUUGACAUAAUAAUGGGAUUGUUAUAGGAUAUGGUAUAGCGAGAUUAAUUCUUCCAAAGUUGCUGGCACUCUGAUAUGUAUAAUAUGCAUUUUGCAUAUAGUUGCAUAUCACAUCACUUUUGUUUUUCUUUGAUUCUCCCUAUCUUUCUCUUUUCCUCUGUGCAGCAUUCUUUUGUUCUUUUCUUUCCGAGUACAAUUAGGCGCAUUUCCAAUCCAAUACUUAUUUAAUAUGCAUUUGUAUGUUAUUAUUUUAUUUCAAGAUUUUGCAAAAUUAAUGUAAAUAGAUACUCUUAAAUUUUUCAAUCCAAUUAUAUUGCAUAUUUAAAUUUUGCAUAAAUCAGCUGUAUGUACGAAUUAAUGACGAAUUGAUGCUGAAGUGAGCAUCGAUAAAACUAAGCGAAUAUUUUACUACAUCAGCCUAAAACUGAGAUAGCAAUAUUACGAUCGUAGAGAAAGAAGUACUAUCACCAUUAUCGAAGGGAAGGGGGGUAAUCAAGCUCAAUGUUCCACUUUUAUAAUAUAUCUAGUAUUUUCGAUUUAUUUUUAAACGAAUACACACGAAUCUAAUUUUCCAGAAAUUAAUCCUUAUGUUUUAUCGAAAUUUGUCAUGCUACUAUAUGUAGAUGAAAAUUUUGUAUAUUUCAUCAUUUGAUCCAUUGCUGAAACGCAAUAUUUAGAAAUGCACAGCGAGGAAUAAAAUUGAGUUUGUAUUCAAUAUGCAUUGGUGUAAAUCAAGAUGCAAUAAUAUUUUCAUUUUUCAACUCGUUUUUAUGAAAAUAAACAAAAGAUAGGCAUUUAUAAAUAUCAAAAAACUCUCCAGUUUAACUUUGAUAUAUAUAUAUAUAUAUAUUAGAGAGAAUAUGCCUGUAAUCAUGUCAUAAUAUUUUCCUCGCUGCAUAUUUCUUGUUUGAUGCAGUAUGUAUCUGAAA